This is a messenger RNA of Toxorhynchites rutilus septentrionalis, 747 nucleotides long. Its product is annotated as 60S ribosome subunit biogenesis protein NIP7 homolog. The coding region runs from base 145 to 690 and encodes 181 amino acids. The transcript has 2 exons. The record is from RefSeq and is a predicted model, not a curated record. Lineage: Eukaryota; Metazoa; Arthropoda; Insecta; Diptera; Culicidae. Gene Ontology annotation, molecular function: RNA binding. Gene Ontology annotation, biological process: ribosomal large subunit biogenesis; ribosome assembly. Gene Ontology annotation, cellular component: preribosome, large subunit precursor; nucleolus; nucleus.
GGCUGUCAAAAUCCACUGCCGCGACAAGUUAUAAACAACGUGCGUUUAGAUUACUCUGGCCGGUUAGCAGUAAAAUAGUGUUUAAUUAUAAGGAAAAUAGAAAUAAUAGUGGUCUUAGUUUGCAGUGAAUAAUAAGAGCUAACCAUGUUGAAACGGAUACCAGAAGAAAAGACUAAAGUUUUGUUCGAGAAGCUUUCGAAAUACAUAGGUACAAAUGUGAAACUCCUAAUCGACCGCCCGGAUGGGACGUACUGUUUCCGCGAGAUGAACAUGAGGGUCUACUACAUGUCGGAGAGAAUCCUGAAGCUGACGGAAGGACUGAAGAAAAAUGAGCUCGUUUCUGCGGGCACAUGCUUCGGCAAGUUUACAAAGGGAAACAAAUUUAUCCUGCAUAUUACCGCGCUAGCUUUCCUGGCGCCAUACGCACAGUACAAAAUCUGGGUGAAACCUUCGGCAGAGCAGCAGUAUUUGUAUGGAAAUCACAUAACGAAGUCCGGCCUGGGAAGGAUUACCGAAAAUACCCCCAUGUACCAGGGGGUUAUUGUGAUGUCCAUGAACGAUACGCCGCUUGGAUUCGGCGUGGCGGCGAAAUCGACGACCGAUUGCAAAUUGGCCGAUCCCCUCGUGACGGUUUGUUUUCACCAGGCUGAUAUUGGAGAAUAUAUUAGAUCGGAAGAUACGUUACUUUAGUAGAGAACAGUGAAAUAUACAUGUGUUUUAUGUUCUGCAUAUCACAUUUUAUGCUAA